Tripterygium wilfordii is the source of this 1576-nucleotide messenger RNA. Its product is annotated as clathrin light chain 1-like. The transcript has 3 exons. Gene Ontology annotation, cellular component: clathrin coat of coated pit; clathrin coat of trans-Golgi network vesicle; plasma membrane. Gene Ontology annotation, molecular function: structural molecule activity; clathrin heavy chain binding. Gene Ontology annotation, biological process: intracellular protein transport; clathrin coat assembly; clathrin-dependent endocytosis. NCBI's taxonomy places the organism in Eukaryota, Viridiplantae, Streptophyta, Magnoliopsida, Celastrales, Celastraceae. The record is from RefSeq and is a predicted model, not a curated record. The coding region runs from base 120 to 1346 and encodes 408 amino acids.
AAGGACAACGAUCCGAACGCAACGAUUUCUCUUCUCUCUCUUUACAGAAAAUCACUCAAAGCCACACCAACCAAUACAAACAAACGCACUGUAACAGAGACGCAACACCAAGAACAAAAAUGGCGUCUUUUGAGUCGUUUAACGAAGGCGAUGACCUGACUAACCAGUCCCAGGACCACCACGUACCGUCUCCGACGACCCGUCCUUUCGACGACGAUGGCUACGACCCACGUCUUCCCUCUCAACGCUACAACUCUUCAUUCUCUCCUGCCGAUGAUUUCUCUGCUGACCUUCCUCCGGCGUCUACUGGCCUCAACAUUGAUGCUCCCAACGGCAAUUCUUCCACGCCUAAUUACGGCAACGAGAACCCGCAUUCUCCUGAGGUGUACGGUUUCGGUGUGACUACGCCGAAUCCGGACUAUGUGACGCCUUUUGAAAGCUCUGCCGGCGAGGCCAAUGGGAAUGAUGGUGGCGGUGGUGAUGAUUAUGGCGGGUUUUUUGCCUCAGAGGGACCCGUGCUACCCCCUCCUAGCGAGAUGGAGCCUGAGGAAGGUGCGGCAUUUCGUGAGUGGCGCCGUCAAAAUGCCAUCCAUCUUGAGGAAAAAGAGAAAAGGGAGAAGGAGAUGCGCAAUCAGAUCAUUGAGGAAGCUGAAGAGUAUAUACGAUCGUUCUACGAGAAAAGGAAGCUCAACUGUGAAACAAAUAAAUCAAACAACAGAGAACGAGAAAAGUUGUACUUGGUCAAUCAAGAGAAAUUCCACAAAGAAGCUGAUAAACAGUACUGGAAAGCAAUUGCAGAACUCAUUCCUCGUGAGGUGCCUAAUAUUGAGAGGAGAAGGGGGAAGAAAGAUUCUGAAAAGAGGCCCGGAGUUGUGGUCAUUCAGGGACCAAAGCCUGGGAAACCUACUGACCUUUCGAGGAUGAGGCAAAUUUUCGUUAAGCUGAAACAAAACUGUCCUCCCCAUAUGUUGCCACCUCCACCUGCUCCUGUCAAAGAUGGAAAGGAUGGCAAGGAAGGGAAAGCUGGAAAGGAUGCAAAGGAAGGGAAAGACACCAAGAACGGGAAAGUUUCCACACCUACUGCUGCUGGGGCUGCAGCAAGAAUGCCAAAUUCUCCUUCCAUGGCCGGAAAGACACCUACUUCCCCUGCCGUGGCCGGAAGGACGCCUACUUCCCCCACCGUGGCUGGAAAGACGCCUACUUCCCCUGCCACAACUGGGAAGACACCUACUUCCCCUGCUAACAAUGGUGCAUCUCAUGCCCCACCUGACCCAUCUAAACCAGAGACUCCUGCUGCCGCUAAUAUUGAGAAAACUGCUGAAGCUGAGCCUGCUGCUGCAGAGUAAUCAUCACCCGUUCUCUUUUUGUCGAUUCCUUUCCAUUAUUUAAAUGCUUAGGUUAAGCAUUUCUUACUGAUAAUAAGAGCAGCUCUCUGCUGGUUUUCUAGAAUCUGCAGCAGGGCUGGUGAGAGCUUCUUUACAAAUUUAGAAUAUACGUAAUCAAAUUUUGUUGCCUAUCCUUAAUCUUGACGUUAUUGCUUCAAAGUUAACAUGAGACUUAUCUCCUUAUUCUAUUA